AUGGGUGGAUGUCGCGACACAGCGGGAUCGGCGCCAGAGGGGUGGGAGGGGCGGAGGGCGGUGGGCAAGGCCGGCAAGAGCUACCAGUACCGGGUGCAGGUGUCGCCCUACGACUGCACCGGCUGCGACGUGCCCUUUGUCGACGCGCUCGACCGCGGCCAGGCCCGCCUGUGGGACUUUGCCGCCGAGCGCCUCCCGAUCCGGAGCGAGGUCUACCCCAAGGAGUCGCUCAAGGGCAGCCAGUUCGCCAAGCCCUGCCUUGAGUUCAGCGGCGCGUGCGCCGGCUGCGGCGAGACGCCCGUCGUGAAGCUGCUCACGCAGUUGUUCGGCGACGAGCUCUACAUCGCCAACGCGACGGCUGCUCGAUCCGCCUACACGACCAACGAGCGGGGGCACGGCCCGGCCUGGGGCCACUCCCUGUUCGAGGACGCGGCCGAGUACGGCUUCGGCAUACGACACGCGGUGCGGUACCGGCGCGAGGCCCUGCGGCGCGCGGUGCAGCGCGACUUGGCCGCCGGCGCAUAUGCGGCCGAGCACCCGGUGCUGGCCGAGCUCCUGCGGCGGUGGGACGCCGCCUACGACGACCGCACGCAGAGCCCGAGCCUGGCGGCCAAGGUGCGCGAGUACCUCGAGCGCCUGCCAGCGCCCGCCGCCGUCGCGCGCGGCCCGCUGCGUGAGCUGCACGCCGAGCGCCACAUGCUCGCUCGCAAGACGCAAUGGAUCAUCGGCGGCGACGGCUGGGCCUACGACAUCGGCUUCGGUGGGCUCGAUCACGUGCUGGCCUCGGGCGAGAAGGUCAACGUGCUGGUGCUCGACAACGAGGUCUACGCCAACACGGGCGGCCAGGCCUCCAAGGCCACGCCGCGCGCGUCGCAGGUCAAGUUCGCCAACGCGGGCAAGACCACGGCCAAGAAGGACCUCGGCGCGAUGAUGAUGCAGUACGGCAACGUCUAUGUGGCGUCGAUCUGCCUCGAGGCCAACCCGGACCACGCCGUGCAGGUCCUGGCCGAGGCCGAGGCCUUCGACGGGCUCUCGCUCGUCAUCACCUACGCGCCCUGCAUCGCCCACGGCAUCAAGGCGGGGAUAUCGACCGAGGUGGAGGAGGCGAAGCGGGCGAUCAAGGCCGGGUACCACAUCCUGUACCGGUACAACCCACGCCCCUCGACGCGGCCGUCGUCACUCUCCUCCGACCGAGUAGUCCACCAGCUCAUGCAUGUGUUGUGGCUUAUGGGUUCAAUCGUUGUGAUUCUACUGAAUGGCCAACCUUGA
Acanthamoeba castellanii str. Neff is the source of this 1269-nucleotide messenger RNA. Its product is annotated as pyruvate ferredoxin oxidoreductase. Gene Ontology annotation, biological process: response to oxidative stress. The record is from RefSeq and is a predicted model, not a curated record. The transcript is spliced from 4 exons. Gene Ontology annotation, molecular function: catalytic activity; thiamine pyrophosphate binding. Bases 1 to 1269 code for a protein of 422 amino acids. Lineage: Eukaryota; Discosea; Longamoebia; Acanthamoebidae.